Recurvomyces mirabilis is the source of this 1797-nucleotide messenger RNA. RefSeq lists its product as uncharacterized. The coding region runs from base 1 to 1797 and encodes 598 amino acids. The transcript is spliced from 2 exons. Gene Ontology annotation, molecular function: metalloendopeptidase activity. The record is from RefSeq and is a predicted model, not a curated record. Gene Ontology annotation, biological process: proteolysis. Lineage: Eukaryota; Fungi; Ascomycota; Dothideomycetes; Mycosphaerellales; Teratosphaeriaceae.
AUGCUACCAUUAGGGUAUCACGGCACAUUCUGCCAGCACAAAAAUCCCAUGUGCAGAUAUCAGGAGGAAUCUCUCCGGUCGAAGAAAUAUAUACCAUCAGAGCGUUUCAACAGGGACCCUACCGAUUCGCGAGCUGCGCCAACAGAACAGACAAAAGUGCGGUCGAUGAAGCCGGCACUACUGCUGACCCUAGUCCUGGCCCGGUCUUUGGAGAUUCUGUCUCUACCCUUGACCGUAGACAUACACCAGUCUAACUCAACGGCCACCCUUUCGGACCUCACCACGACACCGCCACACAACGAAGCCACCCAGAUCAUUCACCGUCGCUGGUUCAGCAUCAAGUCACUACAAGAGCUUCGGGACGAGGGAAACCAAGUUCCACAAAUGCAUCGGGUCCACGGUCUAUGGAAGACCGAACAUUUCGACGGCUCUGAAGGCAUCUACAAUGAAAGGACUAAGCGUAACUUCAUACCAUACUGCUUCUCUAAGAAAGAGGAAGUCGAAGACCUGAUGGAAAUCACCCUACAGGCUAUUGCGAGAUGGUGGCCCGCAUUCCAGCUGUCAUCCUUGAUGGUGUAUCCCGAUCCGCACUGUCACCUGGAGACUGAGAACGGUCUGACACUGAACCCCCGGUGUAUUUGCGGUUCGCAAGAGGACGGUGAGACUACGGAUCCCGAGGCCCUGGAAAUCCGUCUUUCGAAGAAGGGCACGGACACGAAUGGAGCUUCCGAGCAGAGCGAGUGCUGGAUUGGCUGCAACCUACAGGGAGAGGAGGCAGGACGUCAUCGUCUCAUUGUGAACCGGCACGAUGCGAUAGCAGAUCCUGCUGUUCGACGAACUCAACAGAUCAAUGACAUAGUACACGAGCUGGGCCACGCUAUGGGACUGUUGCACGAACACCAACGACCAGACCGGGACCACUUCCUCCGCUUCGACUGCGCAGCUGUGAAAGGUUACGAUAAAGGAGUAGCAAUGGCGGACGAUGCACGAAACGGCCAAGACUGGAAGAAUGAGCCAACUUCAAAAUCACGAAUGGCUCGGGUUUGCUCGGAGAAGGAACUAGCCAAGAAGUACUUUCCUGCGGUCGAAUCAUUGCUAGUGUAUGAGCAGUCCACCCUGGAAGAAUUCCACGGCUACAGUCUGAAUAAGAAUUUCUUCGAUUACGGCAGCAUCAUGAUAUACGACUCCCAAACCCUGCUCCUGGACCCGACACGCCCCGCUCUCACGAAAAAGCUACCCUACGGGUAUAAGCCAGUGAUCCCAGCCUAUCGCGCCGACAACACCAGAUACGCCCUCGACGCGAAAUUCUUCACCGGCGGCGCCGUGCAUAUCGAAGAUAGGCAGAUAUCGACUGUGGACGUCAAAAGGAUCGCUGCAUUAUACCCUGGUACCGAGGACCAGAAGCGGGAGGCUGAUGAGCUUAAGGUGACGGAUAUGUGGGAGCCGGUUGAGACGAGGGAUAUGGUGGAUAGUCAUAUUUGGGGCCAUCAGAUUUGGGAGGUAGUUGGGGAAUGGACACUUAGGCCGAAUUUUCCGGACGUGGUGGAUAAGGAGUUCCAAUCUGCUGUUCCGCCUAAGCAGCUGUUGGGGAGGUUGUAUGAGUUUUAUUGUGGUUCGCAGGGUUUGCAGAGGUGUUCGCCGGAGGAAUUGGAGAAGGCGAUUGCUGAUGCUUGGCGCACUGAUCGAGUACCAAUAAAGCAGCAGAAGGGGAUGGAACAAGGUCCAGGUUCGAAUCAAGAUGCAGGUCUUGGUUCUUCCAGAGGUGAUAGUCGACACAGGGAGACCAAUGUCAGGUGA